Lindgomyces ingoldianus is the source of this 1017-nucleotide messenger RNA. RefSeq lists its product as uncharacterized. The coding region runs from base 177 to 971 and encodes 264 amino acids. The transcript is spliced from 2 exons. Lineage: Eukaryota; Fungi; Ascomycota; Dothideomycetes; Pleosporales; Lindgomycetaceae. The record is from RefSeq and is a predicted model, not a curated record.
UGUUUUCAGCCUUGCAACCUGCCCACCUGGCUGUCCACCUGCGUGCAACAUGCACGUCUCACUCGUUUAAUAAAAUGUCUUUUGCUGACUGAGCUCUCUUCCUCUCAUCUUAACCGUGUAUAAUUUAAUCGCCUGCCUCAGACCGCCGUCUUCGAGCGCACCCCUCGUAACCCAAAAUGCGCAACUCAAACGGCCUCCGCACACUCGCUCUCCUCACGCCACCCCUCUUCAUCCUCCUCCCAUUCUCCAUAGUAGCCUUCUACCUGGACCGCACAUCCUCCAUCAUCCUCUCCCGCCAAACACCGCACGACUUCGAUGGCAGCCAAACAUUAACACUCUACGGACCCUUCGAACCCCCUUACACACUGGGUAACACUAAAAACUCGUACCUCGACAUUGACAUCCGAAUCAAUAACACCCCGACUUUUGUUACGAUAGGCACGUGUGUUUUCGGAUACAUAGUCGCUAUUCUCGGCGUUUGUGGGAUCUGGGAACUCCGAAGGGUCGAAGGAAGGUCUGGACAUCAGCGUGGUUGGAGUUGGACUCUUCUAGCAGCUUCGUUUCUGAGUUCUGUACUUUCGAUCACUGCGUGUGUAUACUCGAGCGCGGUACAGAGCUGGGAGAAGAAGUGGACGGGAUAUGAGGACGUUGCAAAUGAACAUGGGAAGCAUACAAAGGAGAAUUGGGCGUGUAUGGUGAAUCGAUGGUUUCCAAAUCAAGAUCAGGAUUGGGCGAGCGCAGCUUGUGGUUUUGGGAAAGCCGGCAGAUGGAUCCUAAUACCGCUCUCUCUAUCCUCUUUUCUGGUCAUGCUCUCUGCAUGGAUACUCGUCCGAGAGCGCGGCGGCGCGAAAUGGCUGUUUGGCGGGAAAGGCCGGUAUGGUGGCUUUGACAGUGUGUAUGAACUGCACUCGAAAAACCCCCCUCGGGCAGGAAAUUAUAACGCUGGCGGAAUGCAGCCUGUUAAUCCCUGAAAUAUUAACGUACUAAAUUGAUAGAUAAUGAAUCAAAUUGCUUUCG